This is a messenger RNA of Trametes versicolor FP-101664 SS1, 396 nucleotides long. RefSeq lists its product as uncharacterized. The record is from RefSeq and is a predicted model, not a curated record. NCBI's taxonomy places the organism in Eukaryota, Fungi, Basidiomycota, Agaricomycetes, Polyporales, Polyporaceae. The transcript has a single exon. The coding region runs from base 1 to 396 and encodes 131 amino acids.
AUGCCGUCCAAGAAAUAUGGUGCCCUUAUCAGCACGCUUCCUCAUCGUCACGCGAACCUCCUAGUUCAGUUCCGCACUAACCAUGUCCCCCUGCAGGCCUACCUCGCUCGCAUCGGAAAGGCGCCAAGUGCGACGUGCCCAACCUGCGGAGACGCCCCCAAAACAGUCCAACAUUAUCUCCUCGCCUGCCCGACCUAUUCCUUGCACCGUGCGGUCCACUUCGCCCCCCUCGGCUUCUCCGGGCGCACCCUCGCCGCUCUGCUCAACUCCAAGGCUGCCCUCCGCCCUCUCUUCAACUUCGUCAACGCCACUGGCCGCCUUCGUAUGGCAGUCGGUGCACUGGUGGGCCCAAGAUCCGGAUACCCCGAAAGUGACGAGGGCGACGGCGGCGACUAG